Schistocerca gregaria is the source of this 2704-nucleotide messenger RNA. RefSeq lists its product as uncharacterized. Lineage: Eukaryota; Metazoa; Arthropoda; Insecta; Orthoptera; Acrididae. Bases 43 to 2361 code for a protein of 772 amino acids. The transcript has 3 exons. The record is from RefSeq and is a predicted model, not a curated record. Gene Ontology annotation, molecular function: protein binding.
UCGGAGCGAAGCCGACCGUCCCAAUCGCUUUCUUUCCGAGCGAUGCUGCGCGGCGCCAUCGUUCUAGCUGUGGUCAAGUCAGCCAGAUGCGCGCAGAGGCGUCCGGAACUCAGGAGAAACGCCCGUUUGACCGAGAGACCACCGACGAAUUGUCUGCGCUCUUCUAUCCAUCGUCUGUACACCACAAUUAAGGACGCGCAGGAAGAAAAAAUAAUUCAACGCGCGAAAGAAAUUUGGAUUCGCCACGAAAACGAUGCAAAAACCAAAAGGCGUCUCGAAGAAAUCUUCGAAAAGUUCGACGAACAGUCAAACUCAUGUGCUUCGAACCCCUCGAAUCCCGGUGGUCCACCGCGUGCGAGCGACCUUGCAGAGCUCAAGUAUCUUAAGUACUACACGUCGAGCAUGUUCGAUCCGUCUCAUUCGAAACCAAACAGAUCAGAAAUGUUUAGCUUUGCCAUUCUAAACGUAGGCAUCAUCUAUGCUCAGUCUGAGCACCUAUCGAGCAAAGCAAGGCUCGCAUUCGAACAAACUCUUCAAUUCAACCCUCACUGUUCUGAGGCGUGGCGCCUGUUGAGCGAUCUGGAGCUACGACAAAAAAAUAUUAGGAAAGCGAUGGAAUAUCUCCAAAAAUGUGUAUCCAUUUCACCGCUAUACGUUCCGGCUUAUUCUGACUUGGCGAGUCUUUAUAUGAUGGAAAAGAAAUUCGAUUGCGCCGUCGCCAUCAUCGAGAAGACACUGAAGCUAGACGACUCAAAUCCUAUCCUUCACAUGAACCUAGCAAUCUGUCGCGAACAAGCCGGGCAGUGGGCGUCUGCUUCCGUCCACUAUCGUAAAACUGUAGCAAAAAUUCCGGAAAACGACAACGCAGUGCUCGGACUGGCACGAUGUCUGAUACAAAUGAACCAAUGGAGAGAAACCGUAGACCUUCUCUCCCAGUUCACCGAAAAAUUCCCAGGACACGAAAAAGCGCUCCUUGUACUCGGAUGCGUGCUGAUGGAAAUCCAACAAAUCGCGGCCGCAGCGGAAUGCUUUGAGAGCGUUCUUGACACCAACGAAUCGUCUAUGAUUGCACGACGAAAACUCGCGGAAAUUUCACUGAAUAACCAAUGCUAUGAAGCCAGUCUCAAUCACUAUUUGGCCCUGCGGGCGCUGGAUCCCAGUGACAGUUCCGUCCAUCUUGAGCUCGCCCGGAUUUAUCGGAAACUCUCUCGAGCCGAAGAAGCGGUGGACUGCUAUCUGGCCGUUCUGAAGCAGGAUCCUGACUCUUUCGAGUCCAACCUUGCGGUUGGGACGAUUUUCCACGAACUCACCUUGAACGAGAAGGCGACGCCCUAUCUCAAGAUGGCCCUCAAGUCAAAAGCUGACUGCAUUGACGCACUCUAUGCGUUGGGAAAAAUAGAAAAAGCCAAGAACAAUCUUUCCUCCUCGAAAGAAUACUUCCAAACUGCUUUGCAGGCUUUUGUGAAAACAUUGCCUACUCUUCUAUUGCGCUGUCUAAAUCACCUCCCUAGAGGUCAAUACAAACUGUUCGACGCAGAUCUCGACUUCCUCCUGAACAAUAUCAAAUCACCUAUCGACUCACUGAUACAAACGCUUAUCAAUUACGCCGAGCUCUCAUUUGGAGCCGGCUAUGUCCAAGAAGCGAAAGUGGUCUAUUUUGCUGUACUGAAGUAUAGCUGCCACCAUGUGACUGCGCACUAUAACCUGGCGAAACUAUUCGAAGCACUCGGAGACGUUGAUUCUGCUCUUAAACACUACGGCAUUUUGAGCGAAAUUCAUCCUAUCGCCGACGUCCAUUUCUCUCUUGCUAAAAACCUGCUUGUCAAAGAAAACAUGUCUGACAAGGUCGUCGAGCACCUCGUCAAAGCAACAGAAAUCCAGCCACUUCUGAAGCCCGCGUGGGACCUGCUUGCGCACACUUACUUCACCCAACAAAAAUACGAACACGCUCAAAAAUCUUACAAAAAAAUCACACAGUUAGAUCCACGCGAUCUCAAUGCGCAUCUCCACAUCGGCAUCUGUCUGUCCAAAUUGAACAGAUAUCGAGAAGCCGAAGCAGUCUAUCGACACAUCAUACAUCUGGACCCAAAUUAUGCCCCUCCCUAUUACCACCUCAGUAGCAUACACUUUUCAUCUGGACGCACUGGUCAAGCGCUAAAAAAUAUGUCUAAAUACCUAACAUUAUCCCCUGACGAUGCAAACGCUCAUCUUUCAUACGCUGUCCAUCUUUUGGCCCUCAACGAUCGAAAACUAAAAAGAACUGCGAUAGAACACCUCAACGAAGCCGUGAAGCGUGCCCCGCACCUCGUUCCCUCCAACUACCUCCCACUCCUUGACACGCACGCCGUGACGAACCCAUAAUGCUUCCCUCGCGACCACCUUGGACGCGUCACGUAAGUACCAUAAUAAUGCCUCCACCUUUUCCGAAUAAGGACGUAACACCCAGCCAUUCCGACGAGGCUGGAAUGCUCUCGAAUACACGUCCAGAACGAACGAAGAUUCGCCGAAAAUAUUUGCAAAGCCGAAUCGGCGAACCUCGAUCGAAACUCCUCCGUUAGGAACAAACGCGGCAAGUGGAGAGACCAUCUCGCAAACGUAAAAAAAAUCAGAGAUACGAAAAAAAAAAGUACAGAUCCGUGACUCGUGACCUUUACCACCCCUAUAAUGAAAUAAAAAGGAACAAACUAUACCUCUUCCUUUUUAA